This is a messenger RNA of Oppiella nova, 993 nucleotides long. NCBI's taxonomy places the organism in Eukaryota, Metazoa, Arthropoda, Arachnida, Sarcoptiformes, Oppiidae. The record is from the annotation of a GenBank genome assembly.
AUGGGUAAACACGAGGCGUUGACCCCGAAGGCGAUCGGGAAGAAGAUCAAGUCGAAGGGUCUGCAGAAGUUGAAGUGGUUCUGUCAGAUGUGUCAGAAGCAGUGUAGGGAUGAGAAUGGCUUCAAAUGCCACUCCAUGUCUGAAUCACAUCAAAGACAACUCCUGCUGUUCGCCGACAAUCCGCACAAAUAUAUGGACGCCUUCUCGUCGGAGUUCCUCAAAGACUUCCUCCAUUUGCUGAAGACUCGGUUCAGCAGCAGAAGAGUGUUCGCUAAUCAGGUCUAUCAGGAGUACAUCAAAGACAGGAAUCACUUGCAUAUGAACGCCACGCGUUGGGUCACACUCUCGGGUCUCGUCAAAUGGAUGGGCAGGAAAGGCAUCUGUGCGGUCGACAACACCGAGAAGGGCUGGUAUAUCACGUACAUCGAUAGGGACCCCGAGAAGGUCCAGAAGCAGAAGAAUCUGUUGCGCAGACAGAGGACCGAGAAGGACUACGAGGAACGCCUACAACAGGCCAUCAGUGAGCAGAUCGAGAGGGGAAAGGCGUUGGAAAGUCACGGCACUAACGGCGAGCACAGCUCCGAUGACAACGAUCUCAAGACUAAGGAGUUUAAGAAAGAGAGCGACGACCAGAAGAUUACCUUCAGUUUAAGUGUUGCCAAAAGUGACACCCAAUCGACGGGCGAGACCUCCAGUUCCACAUCGACGGCGAUUGGCUUCAAAAUAGGCGCCAAUCAACUGAAAAGUGUGGACAAAAGUGAUACCAUCUCUGUCUGCAGUUCUAAACGAAGAUUGCAAUCAAAAGACGCGCCAAACAAGAAGUCAGCGUUGGAUCAGAUCAUUGAAGAACAGGAAAGAUUGCGCCACAAGUCAGCCAAACAUGACUAUUGGCUACUGAAGGGAAUUGUAGUGAAAAUAAUAACCGACUCUUUAGGGGAUAAGUAUUACAAGAAGAAAGGAGUGGUAGAGAAGGUUGAGGACAAAUAUACGGCU